AGUGUGCGUUGUCUGUAUGGUUACGGAGGACGCAUUAGUAAUCUUGUUGCUAGGCCGAAACCAGAUCUGUCUUUUUUUGUUUUUACCUGCUAUAUUUGAUGACAGAUGCUCCGUGAAGACAAGUGAAUGCAGAGACCAUUUUUGAGUGGUCCGAAACAAGGUGAACUUCGUUGUUUUAAGGACACCAUGUAUCACAAGGAAAAGAGCAUCCAGAUCAAAAACAGCGCUUCGGCGCUGUACAAUAACCUGAGCGUGCUGCGCAUCGCUCCCAGACGUCUUACCUACUUCACGGUGGUCCAUGCAAACGUCGUCAACACUGUCAGUGCGUCCUGGGAUGGCCUCAACUACUCCCACCGUCAGCUGCAGUCCAAAGAACCCAAUGUUGCCACGAGCACAUCGCUCAUCAUGCAGGCUGCUUUCUGUGUUUUACCCUCUCGUGAUCUGCUGGUGGUGUCAUCUCAAAAAGGCAUCCAGAUGUAUGAAUCUGAUGGCUCAAUCAUGGUGUACUGGCAUGCACUGGACACUCCGGAAGCACCCACAGCACAGGCAGUCUUUGCACGAGGGAUAUCAGCUGUCUCUGACAAUUACAUAUGUGUUGGCGUUUCAUCAGGGGCAGUUUUGGUGUUUGAUAUUCCCAGUAAAGGGAGCAAUAUUACCCUGUCUGAGGUACUGGAGGAACACAAGGAGGCCAUCACUGAUAUUGCAUCGGAGUGUUCUGGCAGUCAGGAGUGCUUAGCUAAUCUGGUCACAGCAGAUGACGGCGGCAACAUGUGUGUGUGGAAGUCUGGGGAGGAAUUUCAACUUCUUAACAAGAUCCCUGGUUUAGACAUAACCUGCUCAUCUGUCAAGCUGUGGAAAGGCACAGUGUUAGCGGGCUAUGGCACAGGCCAGAUCCGUCUCUAUGAGGCUGUGACGGGAAUUCUUCACGCUGAGGUCAACGCUCAUGCUCGCUGGAUAUACUCUCUGGACAUCGCUCCCUUCUCUGGUCUGCUUCUGUCGGCUGCCGAGGAUUCCUUUGUCAGGGUUUGGCACGUGUCUAUGACACCAGAAACCAACAGUGUGGAGAUUGCCCACUUACACAACGAAUGUGUGACAGAUACACAGAUUUGUGGUGCUAAAUUCUGUGACGGAGAUGGUUAUGCUUUUGCAGUGACAGGUUAUGAUCUGAGUGAGAUCAUUCGGUACGUACAGUCGUAGGUCUUUGUCAUGUGUAAGGUUAAAUGCAUAAAAGUGAAUUUGAUAUGUAGUAUUUUUAUAUAAAAUGUAUGUUGAACAUAGGCACUCUGAAGUGGAGAAUUUUGACAAUUUUAUUUUCUGUUUUUAUUUUUACAAAUAUCUGAAGCAGAUUAUGAAAUAACUAAGUAAUUCAAAGAAACUUUACUUUUGUGUACAUUUUGUGAACAAAAUUAUGUGGGUGUAGGUUUGUUUGUUGUUACAAAUGCAACAGUAAACGCGCUGUGAAGACUGA
Messenger RNA from Girardinichthys multiradiatus, 1468 nucleotides. RefSeq names its product WD repeat domain 54 (gene wdr54). The transcript is spliced from 10 exons. NCBI's taxonomy places the organism in Eukaryota, Metazoa, Chordata, Actinopteri, Cyprinodontiformes, Goodeidae. Gene Ontology annotation, biological process: cilium-dependent cell motility; cilium assembly; sperm axoneme assembly. The record is from RefSeq and is a predicted model, not a curated record. Gene Ontology annotation, molecular function: protein binding. Bases 127 to 1197 code for a protein of 356 amino acids.